CCUGACACCUCUUUUACUAAAAAUGCCCCCCAAAUGGGCGCUUGUGAUUUACAGCAUGACCCGAAUAUAAGUAAUGACAUUUUUGGAAUAAUGAAUAGCUUCUUGAUAAGUCUAUGAGAACCUAGACUGUUAUAUGAUAAGUACGUGAGCGUAAAGCUUCAAAUCUCAGGGAUGGUAAGGGGACAAACGGUACAUGCUGACUAAGGGGCUAUGACAUAAUUCUCCCUAGGGAUCGGCCUCGAGCUCCCUUUAAGCUACCCAGCCCACCUCUACCUAACCUACAUGCACUCACUCACUCAUAUGCCCUAUUUGCACAAAUACAUGCUUAGAACCCAACAUAUUUGCCAUAUCACCCAGCACAGCACAGCACAGCACAACAAUUAUACAGACUUUUUCUUUUUCUUCAAAAAAAAAACCAUGGCCCGGAUGCCCAAGUUCUACUCGCCCUACGGCCCGCGGCCGAAGCGCUCGGCGCAGCUCAUCGCCGUCUGGAUGGCGAUCCUGGUGUUCGCACUCGCCGUCACGUUCUACCUGACUGGUAGGGAGGGCGGGGCGACGCUGACCCCGUCGUAUGCGGGGAUGGGGAAGGUGGUGGAUGAGGUGGGGAAGGAGAAGGUGAAGGGGGAGGGGGAGAGGAAGGAUAGGUUCGGGGGUCGGAGGGGGGCGAAGAUGGUGCCGUGAAUGGUGGAUGGUGGAUGGGUAUAUAUAUAUGGUUUUGAGAAGGGAGGUGGGAGUGAGUGAGUGGUGAGAGGGGAGGGAGAGGGGGUUAUGGUUUGUAUCAAUGUGGUGGUUUUUUUCGGAUAAGGGUUUUCUUCGUAUGUCUUAAGGUUAAUGUAUUGUAAGGAAAAGGUAUGAGUUUGGGAUUGGGGUUGGCUAUGCGCGGUAUAUACCUACAGACCAGUGACUUCGCGCCCGAUGAGAUGUCUUCUCGAUGAAAUAAUUAAAAGGGGAAAUGAGAGGUAUGGUGGUAUAUGAAGAACUUGGUAAAUUGGUUACCUCCCAAGAUAAUACUUGAAAAUGGAAGCAUUUAUUGCGAAGAUGCCGAUUAUAGCAUCUAAGACUUACAUGAUAGCUUCAAUUUCAAUUUAAUAAUCGUGUUACACAUUGAAUAAUCGCCAAUAUCCAACUAAGUGCAUAGGCAUUUUUUUCACAUGUAAGACUUUGUUCAGCCCUCGAAUGAAUGAGUGACUGAGUGACUG
Daldinia caldariorum is the source of this 1199-nucleotide messenger RNA. RefSeq lists its product as uncharacterized. The record is from RefSeq and is a predicted model, not a curated record. The coding region runs from base 283 to 681 and encodes 132 amino acids. The transcript has a single exon. Lineage: Eukaryota; Fungi; Ascomycota; Sordariomycetes; Xylariales; Hypoxylaceae.